AUGACUACUUCAAACGGAGCCGCACAGAAGCCGGCUGUACCGUCCGUUCCGAACCGGGCCGAAGAGCUGGCCGAGCUCAUCGACGCCGUCAAAGCCUUGGUGGUUCCGUUCGUCAAGGACGCCGACGAUGCCUUUCCCGAACGCGCACAAGGCGGCCCGGCCGGUACCUCCACUGCGGACCUGCCGGUCCGCACGGCGUUGGUGGAGUCUCUCUCACCCCAGGAGCUGGUGCCCCGCCUCAAUCUCAGUCUACCCCAGGGAAACGGCGGCGGCCGGGACGCUGCGUUGGCCCUCAUCCAGCGGAUCCUCGAGUUGAGCGUCAACACGUGGGACCAGGGCUUCUUGGACAAGCUGUACUCCAGCACCACGCCCGUUGGCGUGGCCGCCGAGCUGCUGCUGUCUGUGCUCAACACCAACUUGCACGUAUUCCAAGUGUCCCCUGCACUCAGUGCCAUCGAGAAGACAACGGCGCGCGAACUGGCCCGUCAGUUCGGCUUCACGGGCCCGCGCGCUGGCGGUGUUACCGUGGCGGGCGGCAGCGCGUCCAACUUCACAUCGGUGAUCGUGGCGCGCAACACACUGUUCCCUGAGACCAAGGUGCACGGCAACGGCGCGGGCCGCCGGUUUGCCUUGUUCACGAGCGCACACGGCCACUACUCGGUGGAGAAGGCUGCACAGGCAGCAGGUCUGGGCUCGGGCGCCGUGUGGACGGUGCCGGUCGACGCCGAGGGCCGCAUGGUGCCAUCGGCCCUCGAGGCGCGCAUUGUCGAGGCAUCCGCGGCCGGGAUGACACCCAUGUACGUCAACACGACGGCCGGCACGACGGUCAUGGGCUCGUACGACCCGUUCGAGGCCAUUUCCGUGAUCUGCAAGGCGCACGGCCUGUGGCUGCACAUUGACGCAAGCUGGGGCGGUCCGGCCAUCUUCUCGGCGACACACCGCCACAAGCUGGCUGGCUCGCACCUGGCGGACUCGCUGACGGUCAACCCGCACAAGAUGAUGAACGUACCGGUGACGUGCUCGUUUCUGCUCGGCCCAGACCUGCGCAAGUUCCACAGAGCCAACACGCUGCCUGCGGGCUAUCUUUUCCACUCGCCGCCCGACGUCAAGGACAAGGCCGGCGGUGCAGCCACCAAUGGCGCGGCAACAAACGGUGCGGUCGCGAACGGCGUGGCUGCCGCACCAGAGGACGACGAAGAGGACGACAAAGACUACACGGAGGUGUGGGAUCUGGCCGACCUCACGCUGCAGUGCGGCCGCCACGGCGACAGCCUGAAGCUCGCGCUGGCCUGGGUCUACGAGGGCGCCGCCGGCUUCGAGCGCCAGACGGACCACGCCUUCCGCAUAGCCACUCUGCUGGCCGACACGUUGUCCAAGAAGUCGGAUACGUUUGCGCUCGUGUCUUCCAACCCGCCGCCCUGCCUCCAGGUCUGCUUCUACUAUGCAGACGGCGCGCCCGGAACACCCCAUGCCGACAAGGCUAUCAACUCGCGCCGGACACGAGCCGCCGUUGCCCUGCUGAUCCGCCGCGGCUACAUGAUUGACUUUGCACCCGGCGACAAUGGCAGCUUCUUCCGCGUUGUCGUCAACUGGCAGACGCGGCCAGGCACCGUCCACGGCCUUGUGCGGGCGCUGGAGCUGGUGCGCAAGGAGGUGGAGUAA
This is a messenger RNA of Sporothrix brasiliensis 5110, 1662 nucleotides long. RefSeq names its product glutamate decarboxylase. Gene Ontology annotation, cellular component: cytoplasm. Lineage: Eukaryota; Fungi; Ascomycota; Sordariomycetes; Ophiostomatales; Ophiostomataceae. Gene Ontology annotation, molecular function: pyridoxal phosphate binding; carboxy-lyase activity. Gene Ontology annotation, biological process: carboxylic acid metabolic process. The transcript has 2 exons. Bases 1 to 1662 code for a protein of 553 amino acids. The record is from RefSeq and is a predicted model, not a curated record.